Molecule: messenger RNA, 1238 nt
Organism: Trichoderma harzianum CBS 226.95
Lineage: Eukaryota; Fungi; Ascomycota; Sordariomycetes; Hypocreales; Hypocreaceae
Exons: 1
Coding region: 59-895 (278 amino acids)
Source: RefSeq, a predicted model, not a curated record
UCUCAAUCCAUGUUUCUCAACUUAAGGCCGCUGUUGAGGUAAAACCAGAAUAUUGAAAAUGUCACUGCCACGCUCCAAGACCUUACCACCAACACCCUUUUUACCCGAACCCGUCGUGUCAGACUGCGCCAGCAUCAACAAUGUAAAAAUAUGGUAUGCGCUCUAUGGCGCACCACUGAAUCUUCAUCGGACCCCAACGGUAUUCUUACACGGCGGUAAGAUUAGCUCUCGUUGGUGGGCACAUCAGAUUCGACAUGUUGCUGGUGCAGGACACUCAGUCAUUGCAAUGGAUACCCGAGCACACGGCCGAUCAACUGAUGAUCCCCAAGUCGCCCUUUCAUAUGAUCUCUUCGCCGACGAUGUUGUGGCCUUACUCGACCAUCUUCAAGUGCCUUGUGCCAACUUCGUCGGGUGGUCGGAUGGCGCCAAUACCUGUCUUUCUUUGGCAAUGAGACACAAGCAUAAAGUAAAGCGCAUAUUUUCUUUCGGCCCGAACUACAGGCCAGACCAGGCGAUACCUUAUGCAGGCGAGACAGUGCCGUUUGUCUCUGAUCUUAUGAAUCGGAUGAAGGAAGAGUACGAAGCUAUUUCACCUACUCCGGAGAAAUUCGAUAGCUUCAAGGCAAAGGUCGUAGCAAUGCAGGAAUGUUCACCAAUGUGGACCGAAGAAGACUUUUCCAAAAUUGACCUAAAGUCCACAGAUGCUCAUCAACGCCCUCUUGUGUGGAUUGUUACUGGCGACUCGGAGGAAUUAAUCCAGGGCUGGGUCGCUCAAAAGAUUGCAGACAUGAUUCAAGGAUCGGUAUACUUGGCGUUGCCUGAUGUCAGCCACUUUGCGCCAUUGCAAGAUCCUGAGGGAUUCAACAAAGCACUGGACCAGUGGCUAUCUCAAUAAAGGUGUGGUGGAUGAUGCGUGCUGACCUUGUUUUGAGACCCCCACAAAGCAGCUAGAUACAUCAUCAUCGCGAGAUUCACACAGUCAUUAGCCCUUGUAAUAUAUUACAGUUGCUCUUGAGAGCCUUGGGUGUUUCUCAUUUCAUUCACUGACUUCACUCAUCGCACUGCUCAAUACAUAUUCCGUUGUUCUGCAUCAGGUCGUACCUAGGCAAUAACUUUUGUAAUGUGUUCGUACACAAGAUAGGGGACGUCUCAUUCAUGCAUUGUUAGUCAGUGUAUAAUGCAUUUAGAAAACUAAUUACUACGGACUUGGUGGAGUUUCAUUCUAGGUUGAGCUGGAG